Cydia splendana is the source of this 1763-nucleotide messenger RNA. RefSeq names its product transport and Golgi organization protein 2 (gene Tango2). NCBI's taxonomy places the organism in Eukaryota, Metazoa, Arthropoda, Insecta, Lepidoptera, Tortricidae. The transcript is spliced from 8 exons. The record is from RefSeq and is a predicted model, not a curated record. Gene Ontology annotation, cellular component: Golgi apparatus. Gene Ontology annotation, biological process: protein secretion; Golgi organization. The coding region runs from base 196 to 1008 and encodes 270 amino acids.
AGCUGAGCAGUGUGCUGUUUGUACGAUUUGUAUUGUAUUUGACGAAUUCGCUGUUUAUUUAGUGAAUAAAUAAAAGCAUACAUAUAAUGUAAUUCCAUUAUAUUACUGUAAUAAUUUGCAUUUAACAUUUAUCAAACGACGCUAUUUCCAUUGUAUUGUGCAUCAGCAAUAUCUUUUGGCUUAGACAAAGCAAAAAUGUGUAUACUGUUUUCAUACUGUGGUGAUAAUGAUGCGGAGAGUGACUACCAGCUGAUUGUAGCGGAGAACCGAGACGAGUAUUAUGAUCGGUCAGCACUUAACAUGUCCCUGUGGAAUGACUCCAAUGUUGUAGCAGGUCGGGAUUUGGGAGCCCCUGAUGGUGAUGGCACUUGGCUGGCCAUAUCUCCACAAAGGAGGAAGCUUGGGGUUCUCCUGAAUGUGCCAUAUAAUGACAGGGCAGAUGCAAAAAGUAGAGGCAGAUUGGUUACAGAUUAUGUGCAAUGUGAUUUGUCUAUUGAGGAAUACAUCAAGACAAAAGAGGACUAUGUUAAAGAAACAAAUCAAUUUGUUUUAGUAACUUAUGAGUUUGGAAAUAAUACCAAAGUGAACACAUAUACAAACUCUACAAACCAACUGCAGACCUGGGAGAACACAUGCCUGGGUUUCUCAAACAGUCUCCCUGAGAAGCCCCUAACAAAGGCUGUAACGGGCAGGAGGGCCCUUUAUGAUAUAUGCAGUAGGCUCAAUAAGGUUGCGCAGAAGCAGCAGUUGGUAGAGGAGUUGCUUACAUUGUUGAAAUCAAAGGAACCACAUUUACCUGACCAAGAAUUACAAAAUAGAACUCCAAUGUAUCAACAAUUGAGUUCAAUAUUUGUCACUAUACCAGAGGGUAGAUAUGGAACAAGGACACAUACAAUAGUGCUCCUAACAAAGACAGGGCAUUUAGAUAUCAUUGAGGUAAGCAUGCAGAACCCGGUUGAUGUUGAGAAGCCAAAUUGGAAGAGAACAGAAUUCCAGUUUGAUUUAUAACCAAUAUUUAAAAUCUAGCUACUUAUACUGCAAAACGUAAUUCAAGACCAAAAAAAGUAAGAAAUGUUGCCACUUUUUUACUAGCGCGUCUUGUAUUUAUGUACAAAUAAGUAAAUAAAAGUACUUUUUUAAAUAGUAGGAGUAAAAUUACUAAUGAAUAAAUUAUCUUAGCGUGAUUAUUUAUCAAAAGAAAUUUACUAUUUUACAAACAAAUUAUUGCAAUGGCAACAUUGUCCUACUUUUUUUGGUCUUGAAUUACGUUUUGCAGUAUAGUAAACACAAUAUUCUUCCGUGUAUGCUAAGUUUGCACUGGCUUGAAUAGAACGAAGAGAAUGAGUCAUUAUAAACGUCAAAUUUUCAUGGAAAUUUGACAUGAUGACAUCACAACACUUUGUCAUUGCAAAAGCUGUGCAGUGUUAGCCUGGUCCGACUCUAGACUUAUUUGUCGGGAUGAAAGUGAAUGAGUAGGUUAUUUUGUAAAAUUAUUGAGGCAACGUAUGUUUCAUGUGCAGUAUUGCAAUUUCCAUUUAUUUGUGUUCCGUACAAAACUUUGUUCACGGAACACUUAUGGGAUCACUUCGGUCUUGCAAAUCAGUUAAAUGCGUUUUUCUCAGAGACCGUUUGACGUAGAUACCUACAGUUAUUAUUUAUUAAGAACCCCGAGCGGGAACCUAUUGGAAAACAUGGAUUGAUAUUUUUGUAAUAUAGGUGUAAUUUUUAUCACUUAUGAAUUUAUAAACAAUUAUUUAACCAAA